CAGGUAUAUGUUGUGCUUGCAUGAAAAUAAGAAUGAGAAUUCGCUUUGCCGUGAACAGUCCAGAGAUUACUUAGCCUGCCGAAUGGAAAAAGGUCUCAUGCUUAAGGAAGACUGGGCUAAACUUGGAUAUGGUGACUUGGCUCAUGAGAAAGAGACUUCCUGAAGUAUCCUGCAGUUGUACAUAAUAUAGAUCUUGUAAAUAUUAGAUCAAAGAAGAAAUGGCUCAACUACCCCCUCUAGAUGCUGGUCCUAGAGUUGUUUUAGGUUGCACUGGAAGUGUAGCAUCCAUAAAGGUCCCUGAAUUGGCACGUAGAUUACAGAACCGGGGAGCUAGCGUUGUUAUUGUGCCAACAGAACGUGCAUGCCACUUCCUACGAUGUCAAGCCAAGGUAGAACCUAGUCUGGACUUGGGUCAGAGACUGCAGACGAGUCUUGUGCUUGAUAAAAAGUCAAUUGAUAAUGGUUUGGAAAAACGGAGUGGUACACCAGACUCCAACAGGUCAAGUGGAAGGUGUAGUCGUUGCGGUGCUGUGAGCCCUCCAAGUGGCUCUUUGCAAGGCAAGGAAGACAGUGCCUUAAGGUCUCUCUAUCCCGACCUGAAUUUUAUUCUUGAUGAAGAUGAAUGGUCUGCUUGGCAGGGACGUGGAGAUCCAGUGCUCCACAUUGCAUUGCGGGACUGGGCUCAAGUUCUUGUUAUUGCACCUCUAGAUGCCAAUACUAUGGCCAAAAUUGCACAGGGUUUGUGUGAUAACCUUCUAACAUGCAUUGUACGAGCUUGGAACGCUUCUUAUCCACUUAUCUUCUGCCCAGCAAUGAAUACUCAGAUGUACAAACACCCACUUACCAUGAAGCAUACUGCCAUGCUCAAGGAAUUGGGUUACAUAGAAGUGUGUGUGGUAAACAAGAGACUUGCUUGUGGAGAUGUUGGUGCUGGAGCCAUGGCGGAGGUGAGCACAAUCGUAGAUGCUGUCAUGCAGGAGUUACCUGGCGCUCAAAGAGUGCAUCACGGACCCUUCUGAGCUGAACUCUGUUCAUUGCAUUUGUCAGUUAGUGAUGUGAUGUACCAAUAUCAUAAGACGAUCAGUCAAGACUGUUCAUGUUAUUACAGUGAAGUUACUGUAGUACUGUUUAUUCUAGAUUAUGGAAUAUUGAUAAGUCUGUUUUGAUAGUGAAGUAGGUAUUACAUCAAAGUCUAGGAUAUGGUAGCCUCAUCAUAACCAUAGCA
Messenger RNA from Macrobrachium nipponense, 1225 nucleotides. Its product is annotated as putative phosphopantothenoylcysteine decarboxylase. Gene Ontology annotation, biological process: coenzyme A biosynthetic process. Bases 219 to 1019 code for a protein of 266 amino acids. The transcript is spliced from 3 exons. Gene Ontology annotation, molecular function: phosphopantothenoylcysteine decarboxylase activity; FMN binding. Gene Ontology annotation, cellular component: phosphopantothenoylcysteine decarboxylase complex. The record is from RefSeq and is a predicted model, not a curated record. NCBI's taxonomy places the organism in Eukaryota, Metazoa, Arthropoda, Malacostraca, Decapoda, Palaemonidae.